AUGCCGCCGAAACCAGCGCAGAAAUCCAAGGCCUCGAAGCCAGAUCCCAAGGCUAUUGGGAAAGGCCCAGGUCGCAAAGCUGCAGCCAAGCAGCCGAUUCCAUUACCCGAACGACUGAAACGCCUGUUUACGUCGCUAUGCGCACAGAUCGAUGGUGGCCACUUUGCGAACGCUAUCAAGACAUGCGAUAAAAUUCUCAGACUGGAGCCCAACGAUGUCGACGCUGUGAAGACCAAAUUGUUCCUGCUGUUGCAAACUGAGCAGUACGAGACCGCCCUGGCACUUUUGGACCAAUACCCCGAAGCACACCGGUUUGAGAGGGCAUAUACGCUGUACCGUCUGCACCGAGAAUCUGAGGCAAGCGCUAUCCUUCAAGAAAUCCGGGCACAGGAUAGCGAACAUCGAGGUGCUGCACAUCUCGAGGCCCAACUUAGCUAUAGAGAAGGCAACUAUGAGGCCGCCUUCGAUACCUACAACCAACUUCUUGACUCUGCUGAGCCAGACUCGGAAGAACAGUCUGACAUCCUCACCAACCUGCAAGCCUCCCAGCAGCACCUUGAUUUCGUAAAUGAAGGCUACCUGCGAGCACUCGAUGGCCUGCCCACGAACGUCAACACCGCAUUAGAAUCUAUUCCUCCACCGGUACCCGCAGCACCUGCCCCAGGCCUCACGUCCUCGGUGAACACUGGGGCUGAUAACCAGCAAGCUACCAACCCGCCCGUGAAGAAGGUUCGGAAAUCACGGAUACCUCCAGGCGUUAUCCCUGGUGUUACGCCUCCCCCUGAUCCAGAACGGUGGCUCAAGAAAAGCGAGCGAUCAACAUUCGCCCACGGCAAGCGACGAAAGGGUGCCGGUGGGGGAGCAACACAGGGAAGCGCGGUGGAUCCGAUACCCCAAACUUCUUCCUCUGGGCCUGCAAAGUCAGGCGGUAAAGGCAAGAAGAAGAGGUAA
Coprinopsis cinerea okayama7#130 is the source of this 951-nucleotide messenger RNA. RefSeq lists its product as hypothetical. NCBI's taxonomy places the organism in Eukaryota, Fungi, Basidiomycota, Agaricomycetes, Agaricales, Psathyrellaceae. The record is from RefSeq and is a predicted model, not a curated record. Bases 1 to 951 code for a protein of 316 amino acids. The transcript has 4 exons. Gene Ontology annotation, biological process: SRP-dependent cotranslational protein targeting to membrane. Gene Ontology annotation, cellular component: signal recognition particle, endoplasmic reticulum targeting. Gene Ontology annotation, molecular function: ribosome binding; 7S RNA binding; protein binding.